AUGGGCAACGUUCUUCGCAAAGCUACAGAUAGUGUAGCUGGCUACCGCCGGAAGUUGGAAAAUAUGAGUCUCAGACAUGAAAAAUCGAAACUUGCUAAGAAGCUCGAUCCUCAGGUCGACUCCGCUCAUGUCAAGAAAGUUACGCCAAAAUCCUCUGCGCGCCUACCUGGUCAAGGAACCGACGAUCAGGGUUAUGACCCUUUGAUGGAUCGGACGACUACUUAG
Penicillium cinerascens is the source of this 225-nucleotide messenger RNA. RefSeq lists its product as uncharacterized. Lineage: Eukaryota; Fungi; Ascomycota; Eurotiomycetes; Eurotiales; Aspergillaceae. The transcript has 2 exons. The record is from RefSeq and is a predicted model, not a curated record. Bases 1 to 225 code for a protein of 74 amino acids.